UGCGCGUCCAGCGCGAACAGAAAAGUGAAGAAGUGAAGUGGCUGAUGACCGCAUGUAACACCGUUCAUUAGCUGCUAGUUUCAGAGUGGGCUGACUGCAGCGCAGCAAGCUGUUCCCAUGAAGCGUAUGUUUGAGCUAUUGCUCUACGGGAUGGUCCAGCACACAGUCAGGGCCGAUUGUCCGGAGGACUGUCCAGCACGAUGCCCCCAGCAGCUUGAGGUGCAAUCCGACUUUGUCAAGACGCAGUUUGACAUCAAGCAGUUCUGGGGUGUGUACUACGAGAUCGCCUAUCACGACAGCACGCAGCCACGGCGCUGGCCGAUUCGCGCGUCCUGCCAGCGUUCGGUGAAGUCUCAGCAUCCUGGAGAUCCAAAGAACUACAAGGACUUGUUCUCGCUGAAUGUGGGCUUUGGACGCGGUGUCAAUGCUGUGUGCGAUUUGGAGUUCAACCUCACGGACCAUCCGGGCGUCUUUCUGGGCCACUGGUCAGGCCACUCGAUCUUCAACCCCAACUUGACCGACAUCCACAACACCGUGGUUGAUGUUGGAGUGGCUGCCAAUGGAACCUACAACUGGACUUUGGAGUUUCAGUGCAAGAACGCGGAGGAGUCCAAGGGCAUUCGCUUUGCUGCCGUGAACUUCUACCAUCGAAAACCACAGAUCGACGCGGAAGAGUUCCAGCUCAUGAUGAGCCGGUUGCGCGCGCGAGGCCUUGGCUGGGUGGUGGACGCGUCUCCUGGGCUGACCUUCGUAGAUCAACAGAAAUGCAUUGACCACGACUCCUAUCCAUCACUGACAGCCAAGCCUGCACUUUGCGGGCAAGGUGCUCUACAGGAGGUGAUGGUUUAGCCAAAGCACUCAGCAAGCGCCUCCAAUUGACCAACAUCAGCCAGGCCUUCCUCGUCUUGGGGCGUUGGGGCGAGUGUACAAAUCGAAUAGAAAGCAUUGAAAGCAUGUGGAUGAUUCAACCAGGGGCUCGUCUCACGGAGAACAUGCCCGGUCCCUCCAAACACACCCGACAUCGGGCGAAAGGAACCGGUCAUGAUUGUGAUGCAGUUGUCGAGCCCGGUCUCCG
This is a messenger RNA of Durusdinium trenchii, 1075 nucleotides long. Lineage: Eukaryota; Dinophyceae; Suessiales; Symbiodiniaceae. The record is from the annotation of a GenBank genome assembly.